Messenger RNA from Phascolarctos cinereus (koala), 423 nucleotides. RefSeq names its product SLC35A4 upstream open reading frame protein (gene SURMIR). The record is from RefSeq and is a predicted model, not a curated record. Lineage: Eukaryota; Metazoa; Chordata; Mammalia; Diprotodontia; Phascolarctidae.
CCAACCGGUCUCGCCUCACGGGGCGUUCCCGGAAGUCGCGGUACGCGGGGGCGGGGCCGCGGCUGCGCACUGAGCGCGCCGGGGGAAAAUGGCGGAUGACAAGGACUCGAUGCCAAAGGUGAAAGACCUGGCUUUCCUAAAGAAUCAGUUGGAACAUCUUCAGCGGCGACUAGAGGAGGAAGUCAAGACAGGUGUGGAACAGGAAGGCUCGUUCCUGUCAUCUCCUUUUCUCAAGGGCUUCCUGGCCGGCUAUGUUGUAGCCAAAUUGAGAGCAUCUGCGGUGAUGGGCUUUGCAGUUGGUGUAUGCACCGGUGUGUAUGCUGCACAGUCCUAUGCAGUCCCCAACGUCGAGAAGACCUUGCAGGAUUAUCUCCGAGCCCUUCGUAAGGGACCUGACUAGUACACCCUCAGCAGUCCUCCCUC